GUGAUCAAGAUCCUCUGGUGUACAUCUUCAGGGCAGCUUCCAAGACUUACUGUGUCCAGUCAGGGAGUCAGGGGCUGGAGCUCCUUGGUCAGCCAGGAUCAUCAGUUGCUCCAGAGCCAUCUGGAAUACUGCCAGAACACUUAACCUAUCCAGACAUGGACGGAGGCACGGAGUUCGCGGAGUAUGAGAAUGCAGAGGCAGUGGAUGCAGUCUCCUCGCCAUUCGAGCUACUGGAGCCCCCUACUUCUGGAGGCUUUCUGAAGCUGUCUAAGCCGUGCUGCUACAUCUUCCCAGGUGGAAGGGGGGACUCUGCCCUGUUUGCUGUGAAUGGAUUCAACAUCCUGGUGGAUGGCGGGUCCGACCGGAAGUCCUGCUUCUGGAAGCUUGUUCGUCACCUGGACCGGAUUGACUCCGUUCUGAUCACCCACAUCGGGGCGGACAACCUCCCGGGCAUCAACGGGUUGCUCCAGAGGAAGAUCGCCGAACAGGAAGAGGAGCGUCAACAGGGAUCCGACUCCGAUGGGGACUGGAUGAAGAACCUGAUCUCUCCCGAGCUCGGGGUGGUGUUUUACAAUGUUCCAGAGAAGCUGAGGAUGCUUGAGUCCACAGUGAAGGUAAAGCGCAGCAUUGAGGAGGCCUCUCUUACGUUGCAGUACCUCAACACGCUCGGCAUCAAGCCGGAACCACUCUUCAGGGUCGUCAGCAACACUAUUGAACCGAUCACUCUUUUCCACAAACUUGGUGUUGGGAAACUAGACAUGUACGUUCUGAACCCUGUCAAAGAGAGCAAAGAAAUGCAGUUCCUCAUGCAGAAAUGGGCUGGGAACAGCAAGGCCAAGACUGGCAUUGUGAUGUCCAAUGGGAAAGAAGGAGAGAUCUCUGUCCCUUAUUUAACUUCAGUCACAGCCCUCAUUGUUUGGAUUCCGCACAGUCCCACAGAAAAGAUUGUGCGUGUGUUGUUCCCUGGAAAUGCAUCACAGAACAAGAUCUUUGAGGGGCUUGAGAAGCUGAAACACCUGGACUUCCUGCGAUACCCAGUGGCGACUCAGAAAGACAUAUCCUCUGGAGCACCACCGCCUAUUAUCAAACAAACUAAAAUCAGAUCAAGGACCGAUAGCAAAGAGAGUCUGAAAUCCUCCCCCAAACCACACACUAAGACCAGCAAGAAAGAAACCAGUGGACAAGAAGAGUCCAAAAAUGACCUGAGUAAAGAAAACAAAGUAGAGAAGAAAGAGGAGAAGAAAGUCAAAAGCAUUAGUACAAAAGCCACCAAGCAGCAGAAGAACAGUGAGGUAGCUCCCCAGGCAGCCAAACUGGAGAAAAAGAAAGUAGCCAAGGACAAAGUUAUCAAGAAAGAAAAGACAGCCAAGAUGGACGAAAAGAAAGACAUGGAGAAGAAAGAAGUCAAGAAAGAGAAGCGUGAAGUCAAGAAGGAAAACAUCAUGAAGAAAGAGGAUAAAAAAGACUCCAAGGUCAAGGAGGAUAAGAAGAAAGACCCGAACAAGCCAGAGCUAAGAAAAAUCACUAAACCAGACCUGAAGCCGCUUACUCCUGAAGUUCGGAAGACUUUACACAAAGCAAAGACUCAGACUAAACCCAAGACGGACAAAAAUAAAUCGGCCAAAGAGCAAAUGGAGGAGAAAAAGGCAGUCCCCAAAAAGGCCCCGGAACAAGCAGCUGCAGCUUCUAUAAACCGGUCCGUCCUUUCCUCCCCUGAGGACCUCACUGAGGACUUCAAAGCCCUUAAAAAGGACGAGAUGUCCACCCUUCGGAGUGAGCCUAUGCAAAAUGAUAUGAUGUCCCAGCGUUCGGAUUAUACAGAUGCUAAAAUCUUCACUGAUGAGAAAAUAACAUCUCCAGACACAGAGUCUACAUCCCCUCUGCCGCUCAACACAGCACAACAGGGAGAAGAAAGCAACGAUGAAGGGCCAUCGGAACCGAUCUCUGACAUAGUGAAGAAGGAAGAAAAUGUUGGGUUAGAUAGAACGCGUGAGGAGGAUAAAAUGGAAAGAUAUGAGAACUUGACAAGAUCCGACAUCAAAGACACGUCUAGGAGGAGUGACAGCUCAGAGGAGGAGAGUGAUGUUAUUGAAAAAGCAGACCUGGAGGGAACAGAAGACGAUGAGGAGUUCAAGUACAAAACAGAGGAAGCAAAGAAAGGAAAGGAAUCUGGAAAAGAGUGGAGCACCAUGCCAACUGAACAGAAACCCCUUUCGGCCAUUGCCACAGCUGGGAAAGCAACAGCAAUGUCCGCCUCAGAAACAUUUCAGUUAAUCCAAGAUGAGACCAUUCCUGGUUACUCCGAAACAGAACAGACCAUCUCUGAUGAGGAGAUUCACGAAGAAACAGAAGAUAGGAUGCCACAGCUUCAGUAUGACACGGCCUCCUAUAACAUUUCGGUCCCUGACGUCCCAGGAACGUUUGACUCCAUGCACGGCAUGAAGGAGAUAAAGACCCCCACUGUCUCUAAGGUGGAAGACGUUAAACCCAAAGGCUUCAUGGUAAGUCAUGAUCCCGUUCUUUCAGCAUUUCCCAGCAUCAUCACGGCUCCACUGGCAGAGGAAGAGCACAUCUCCUCUGCCACCUCGAUCACCGAGUACGACAAACUGUCUUCCUUCCCUACAUCCAUGGCAGAGGACCAGUCCAUAGCAUCAGUGACUGCACCUCGGACCGAGGAGACUGGGAAGAGCUCACUCCACCUGGACACCAUCAACGGCAUUCCCUCCCGCACUGAGGCAACCCAUGGGAAAGAAUAUCUACACUCAGCAGGAACUAUCUCCCCCACUUCCUCCCUGGAGGAAGACAAAUGUUUCAAAUCACCUCCCUCUGAGGAGUACCAGCCAAUUAUUCCCGAGAUGGAGGCUAUAGAUAUGAAGGCCAAACCAGUCCAAGAGGACGAAGAUGAGGAUGAAGAUGAGGAUGAGGACCAGACUCCCAAUGUUGACAUUCCUCUCGGUAAACUUCAUGAAGGCUACGAGAGGGCUGCUUCGGCGAUGCUCCAGGAGAAGGAGAAAUCCUCUUCAGCUACUAUGUUUUCACCUCCUUCCUCUGACACUGAGCCCUCUCCGACACGGCCCACUGAAGCAAAACAAGCUUCAUUUAGUGAUGAGUCAAAGAGGUGGGAUGAAAAGUCACCUUCUCCACCCUCAUCGGUGUCCACUGGUAUAGUUUCUGGCUUCAUGCAGGAGAGUGUCACGACCCAAGUAAAACCAGAUCCAUUUAGUCAAGAGUCCAUGCAGUUGGAAGAAAAUAAGUCACCUUCUCCACCCUCAUCCUUGUCUACUGGAUUUGUUUCUGGCUUCAUGCAGGAGACUGAAGCAAAACCAGAUCCAUUAAGUAAAGAGUCAAUGCAGUUGGAUGGAAAGAAGUCACCUUCAUCCCCUUCAUUAUUUUCCAAGGGGCUGGGGUCUGGCUUCAUGCAGCAGACUGUCAUGACCCAAGCAAAACCAGAUCCUUUUAGUGACGAGACACAGAGACAUGACAUUCCUCUCGGUAAACUUCAUGAAGGCUACGAGAGGGCUGCUUCGGGAAUGCUCCAGGAGAAGGAGAAAUCCUCUUCAGCUACUGUGUUUUCAUCUCCUUCCUCUGACGCUGAGCCCUCUCCGACACGGCCUACUGAAGCAAAACAAGCUUCAUUUAGUGACGAGUCAAAGAGGUGGGAUGAAAAGAAGUCACCUUCUCCACCCUCAUCAUUGUCCACUGGAUUCAUUUCUGGCUUCAUGCAGGAGGCUGUCACGCCCCAUGCAAAACCAGACCCACUCGUUAAAGAGUCCAUGCAGUAUGAUGAAAAGAAGUCACCUUCUCCUCUUUCAUCAUUGUCUACUGGAUUUGUUUCUGGCUUAGUGCAGGAGAGUUUCCCGACCAAAGCAAAACCAGAUCCAUUUAGUAAAGAGUCCAUGCAGUAUGAUGAAAAGAAGUCACCUCCUUCACCCUCAUCAUUGGCAACUGGAAUUGUUUCUGGCUUCAUGCAGGAGACUCUCGCGACGGAAGCAAAACAAGCUUCAUUUAGUGAUGAGUCAAAGAGGUGGGAUGAGAAGAAGUCACCUUCUCCACCCUCAUCAUUGUCAACUGGAUUAGUUUCUGGCUUCAUGCAGGUGAUUGCCGAGACUGAAGCAAAACAAGCUCCAUUUAGUAAAGAGUCUGCAACUUGGGAUGAAAAGAAGUCACCUUCACCGCCUUCAUCAUUUUCCACAGGGUUAGUUUCUGGCUCCAUGCAGGAAAGUUUAGAAAGAUGCCUAAGUCCAGAUGACAGCACCAUGAAACUUGCUUCUCCUACACCGUCAAUCCCCACCAGCAGUGGCUACUCUCCAACUGAGGAAAAGCCAUUUAGGAUGGAGGAAAAUGAAGCUCAAACUUUAGGCAAACUAAAUGCAGCUGAGACUUUAAGCAAGCCAAGUGCAGACAUUCCGAAAACUGACAACAGUGCCGUUGGUCUCUCCGAUGAACACUCAACAUCAGAAGGCUCUGAGGACUCUGAGGAUGAAGAGGAGGAUGAAGGUGAUUAUUAUGUCAAGAAAGACCUACAGCCUGUUGUGAAUGCAAGGCUCAUGGAGGAGAAGGAGGGGAGGUUCCUAGACGAUGACGACCUGUCUGACUCAAAGCCUCCUAUGGAGGGAAAAGAGCAAAAUGAACUCUUAGAAGAGUAUGACAUAGAAUCAAAGAACUACUCACAGGUCAAGGACUCAGAAAAAACUAAAAACAGACAAGGCAUUGAAGAACAGCCCAAACGCCAUGUGAUGUAUUCAGAUGAAGAAGACGAGGAAGAGGAUGAUGAGGAAGAUUAUGGUUUCCAAAGUGGGGGAGGAUCUAAGCCUUCAACGGCUGAUCCUAUCCAACAUAUUACUAAAGAAGAAGGCAAAGAAAAACCAGACCAAACUGAAAUCCAAGAGCAGGAGAAAAGUGUUCAUUUUAGUCUCUAUAACUGCCCUGAGAGAGAGAGCAAAGAAAAGGGGUCCGAAAGGGACAUGAGGCAAGAUACCCCCUAUGUGCAUGGCAAGACAUUUUCCUAUAGUGACAUUUAUGAUUGCAAACCAAGCACGCUUGACUCUAAACAGGGGGCUUCUGGGACAAUGGAGAGAGCCACUGUAAAAAGCAGUUUGGAUUCAAAGAAAGAAUCGGACGGCUCCCCCUGCCUGCCCACAGCCCCCCACAUAAAGCCAGAGGAAGAGGAAUAUAUCAGCUCUUACGAAAAAAAUCGCUCCACCUCAUACGGUCUUGAGGCCAAAAGCCCUGUAAAAGACGUUGAAAGAAGUAAGAAAGAAACAGAUGUAUAUGAGUAUGGCAGAGAUACCCGUUUUCCUUCUGUGGCUGAUAGGCCUGAGGCCUCUUCCACCUCCCUGUCACCAGAAAAAGAGGCACUCUCAUUCAAAGAUCACAGUGACAGUCUGGAGUCCGGUGCAUAUUCCCAAACAGCAUUUGCGUCAGAAAAAUCCUCUACCGCAAGCUACUACGAGAAGGUUGCUUCACCAACAGCGAGAGAUGAAGAGGAUUACGAUGAUGAUGAAGUUAUUGAUGAUGACGAUGAUGAUGAUGAGGAAGAAGAGGAGGAGGAAGAUGAGGAAGCUGCCAGCGAUUCAGAUAAUGAGAAAGGAGCCAAAGAAAAAUCUGAGAAGGACGUCAAAAGUCCAGUCAGCCAAAUGAUAGAGUCCAAAAGGACUGAGUUCAUGGUUUCCAUGGCUGGCUAUGGUUAUGACAGUCAGAGCAAACCAAGCACCACCGAAAGCAGUGCCUGCCCACCCUUCAAGGCUGAAGAGAAGGCCAAAGCCGUUUCCCCAUCCUUCAGCAGCAAGCCCACAGACGUAGGAGCCACAGGGUUCUCUGGCUCCUCCACUGGGUUUCAAUAUUCAUAUGGAAUUGGAGAUAAAGACUCAUGCCUAUCCAGUCAGAUUAAAGACAAUGAAAAGAUGGACAUCUCCCUAAAAUCAGAGGAUCGCUAUUACCAGAGCGACAGAUCAGAUUCUGAUUAUGAUAAACAGAAGACACCGGACCAUGUAGGAAAACCCUCUCUGGACACAAGCUUUCAGUACACCUCCACAGCAGCUCCUGCCUACUCUUCCUCUUCUGCCUACAGCUACUCCUCCUCCACCUCUGGCUCUCUGUCCACCAGCCGGCAGUUUGGAGAGGACCUGGAGACCCCUGCCACAGCAGAGCCUCUGUUUGAAUACUCUUCCUUUAAAGACGAACCCUCCCCAAGCAUUGACUCACCCUUCUCCAGCUCUGGAGCCACAAAGGAUGAGUAUCUGGAAGUGUCUGAGAAACAGAUGAAUGCCCUAUCCACCACAACCUCCACAACAGAGCCCAACUCUAGCCAAGCUCGCUCGUCACCACUCCCAUUCCAUGAGGUCAAGAGCUUUCCCUCAAUCUCUUCCACUGCCUUUGCUGACGACCACAAGGUGGAGUGUAAGACAGGCUUGGAUGGAUUCACAGAGAAGACGCCUCAGUCUGAGUACUUCUAUAAACCAGGUUGGUCUGAGGACUCCAAGCUGGAGACAGCUAGUGGGUUCGGGGCGUCUGCAGGAGCAUUCGGCCAGCCGCCACCACCCUCCAAAGACACAGAAUCAGCCGCUGCUGCUCUUUUCGGCAUCACCUCCUCACCUCGCCCGGAGACAGCAAGCAAGCAUUACUUUGAGGAGACAGAUAGCAGUGAGGAAGAAGAGGAUGAGGAAGCCUACGUGCGUGAGGUCGCUCAGAAGUCUCCGUGCGUUGACGGCCUUAGCGGUGCCCUCUCGUUCUCUGAAAAAACAAGUGAGCCUUUCCCCACCAUGAGUUCAGGUGCUAAGGUCCCUGAUGUUCUGAGCUCCUACAAACCCUCACCAUUUGAUAUAAGCAAGCCUGACACAGCCAAUGGACCCACAGAGGUCAGCAUGAGCUCUCCUGUCACCCCUGCAGCAGCGGCGUCCGGGGCCACGGCCCCAAGCUCCGCUAGCUACAGGGGUACGUACGAUUGGGAGAUGCCCAAGCCUCAGAUCAGAAUGGUUCCCGGAGAUUCGCCUCCACAUUACCGCCAUGAGGAUGAAUUCGAAGAGGAACGUGAGACGGAACCAGAACGACCCGCCCGUCCUCUCUCCCUCUCCUCUACCGACCAGGCAUUCCGCUCUCCGUUCUACGCUGAGGAGUGUAGCCAGGGCGGGAUGGAAGACGACGACGAGGACAGCGACCAGGACGAGGCCGAGGGUGAGACACAGAUGGGGGCGGCCUCCUCUUACGGCAGCCGCAGCUCCCCAGGCUACUCCGCCUCGGAGCAGAGGCAGCGCAAAGGGGACCUCUCGCCGUCCUUCAUCAACCCCUGCAUGAAGCACAUGUCCAGCGAGGAGGAGGAUGACGAACAGGGAUGCAGGAGUGACCAAUCCCAGGAGGGCAUUGAGCACGAUCUGUCAGUCAAGAGAAGGGCCAACCGACAGUCGUCGCAUCAUCCAUCACAGAGCCAGGAAACUGGCGCUAUUUACCAACCUGGUACCAUGUCCAUGGGACUGGCCCUGGCUACCGAGGACACCCCGCCGACUUCAGUCAGCGAGUCUUUGGCCUCUCAGUCUGACUCAGAUGUCCCUGGCGGCGCUGAAGAAUGCCCUUCACUCCCUGGAGACUGCAACAUGGACUCAGAUGACGAUGCUGUGUACCUGCCUAGGGACAAGGCCACCGCUAUGGCAGGAGGCAGCCAGCGCUCUCCCACCGCUGGCAGCCGUGACCCUCCUCCUACCCCCUUCAUGGACCCUCACCCACGUCCCCCUCACCCUGAUGUCUGCAUGGUGGAUCCAGAUGCUCUGGCCCCCGAAGGCCUCACAAAGAAAGAGGCCAAACCCAAAGGCCUUAAGAAGACCUCUGGCAAGACCAAGUCAGCUUCCCCUGCCAGACGUAAGAAGUCCCCCAUGCCCCUUAAGCAGACCUCGUCCCCUCGCACUUUGUCCCUAAAGAAGAAAGAGGCAGACAAGAGCUCCAGGAUGUCUCGUUUGUCAGACGGACAGGGAUCCAAGGAUGACGACCUCUCCAGGUCAAGCUACAACCCUGGAAAGGCAACCACCAACGGGGUCAAGAGCAGCUCCGGCUCUCUGAAGUCAGGCUCAGCCACCGCCACCACUGGUAUGCCCGUUUAUGUGGAUUUGGCCUACAUUCCCAACCACUGCAGUGCCAAGAACAUCGACCAAGAGUUCUUCAAGCGCGUUCGAUCCUCAUACUACGUUGUCAGUGGCAAUGAUUCAAGCAGUGCAGAGCCUAGCCGAGAUGUCUUGGAUGCGCUGCUCGAUGGGAAGGCCCAGUGGGGAUCAAACCUGCAGGUGACACUGAUCCCAACCCACGACACGGAGGUGACCCGGGAGUGGUACCAGCAGACCCACGAGAGGCAGCAGGAGCUCAACAUCAUGGUGCUGGCCUCCAGCAGCACUGUGGUCAUGCAGGACGAGUCCUUCCCGGCAUGCAAGAUUGAGUUUUAAGACCAUCCAUCUCUCUCUCUCUCUCUCUCUCUCUCUCUCUCUCUGUCUGUCUCUCUCUGUCUCUCUCUCUGUCUCUGUCUCUGUCUCUCUCUCUCUCUCUGUCUCUCUCUCUCUCUGUCUCUCUCUGUCUGUCUCGCUCGAUCUCUGUCUCCGUCUCUCUGUGUCUCUGUCUCUCUCUCUCUCUCUUUGUAUGUCCCUGUCAUACCCCGUUAUACAUAACCUGUCUCUGCUUUGGCAGGUCGGACAACCGGUCUGUCCAGCUCUUACUAAAAUUUGGUUCUUGUUUAUAUUGGUAUCGCUGGGGUGCUUCUAAGACAACGCUGUCGACCACAUCAUUGCAUAUAUUCGUCUUUUUCAUCCUUGUUGUGUGGUAGCAGUUCCCAUGGAAGAAAUCGCUAAACAAUCAUGCUAAUUUGACCCAAGGAUGGAACAUGGAACAAAAAAAAUAUUUUGCCUUAUAUCAUAUAGUGGUUCUGUACUGUUUAUUUGUCUUUCUCACUAAUGAAUCAAAGCACACUUUAUUUUACUAAGUUAAUUUGUAGAAUAAUUAGCAACAAAAUAUAUAAAUCAAAUUAUAUUUAUGCCAUCAGCUAUUAUAAGUUUCUGAUUUAUAUUGGUUUUUGGUACCAUUUACAGAUGUGUCUGUAUGUCAUCUAAAACAAUACUAGUCCAACUGUACUGCUUUGUGCCUACUGUUGUCAUAGUAACAGAUAUUGAUCCAAGUAGACUCCAGCUGUCUUUUUGAUACGUCUUUCAUAGAUAAUUGCAGUAGGUUCUUUCAUGAACUAGAUGGGUCCAUAGUUAUCCGUUUUCUUACAGGUAAAAAUAAAUAUUUAGUAGUCUUGGCUUUGUUAAUGUUGUUUAUGUUGUCUUGGCUUUGUUUUUUUCGAUUGACAUUAGGGUUAACAUAUCCUUGCAGUGGAUGUUUUUGUAGUGAAGGGCAGGAUAUUGAGUAACAACAUGAAAAGAUGUAGGUAACAGGGUCGGCAUUGUUACACUGUAAAAUAUUUAAAACACCACAUUUUAACGUCUCUAUUUAUUGAACAUUUCAAAAGUUUUCUUGAUGAACUCUGCUAUGGUGAGAGUGGGUGACCUUAAUGUGAAAGUUCUGUAAAGGACUGGGGAAGAUUGUAUUUCAUGUGAAGCAAUAGGAACAUGUGGCUCUGACGGGAGUUGGCGGAUAGUUGUGCCUGGUAUAGUUGUGUGCUGUUUGAGGAAUGAGUGACAGAGUUUUGGAUUGGGCAAUGGUUGGAUUCGAUUAGAAAGUCACCCACAUGUGCCUUUCCGCCCUGGUGUAUGGGGUAAGAGAAACACAAUUGGCUAUGGAAUGUCAGAUUUUUGAAAGCCGUCACCACAGUUCAUUGAUUGGCCUGUGUUAAAGGCUUGGUGAGCUGGCCUCUUGUGUCAGUCAGAGUCUGUAGAAAAACUGCUACACAAAAAGUCUCAACUGCUUUGUUUUGCACAUUCUAAUUAUACUUGAUUGCACCUUUUGGCAGAAAAUCAAAAAUUCUAAUUAAAGGGUCUUUCAUUCCUAUCGCGACAAUUUGCAAAGAAGCACAAAUAUAAAAUUAUUUAAAACACAGACCAAUGUGCAAAACUAAGGCAAAUCUGAGGCUGAAAGUAUCAUUGUUCACAUAUGAUCAGUUAUGCUGUUGCUCUAUCCUACAAUUGAAUAACGGAAAACUUAAUCAAAUUGAUGAUUUUUCAUUCUCUUAUCUGUAUGCAUUUGUCUUCAAUGUACUGGAACUCUAAACAGGCCUUUUUAAGAUGGUUAUCUUUGGAAAACAUAGUUAUCACUUGGUGUGUUUUUAUUAACAGGUUACAAUUUUAACACUGUAUUAUGUGUGAUGUCUCCUGAUUUGAUAUUGAUUCUAUUUUAAAGUUUUUGUGGAAGAAAAAUUGAUUUUUAUCAAGCUUCAAUGGCAACUUAAGAGCAAACAAACCUUAAAAACUUAAACCACAAGCCUCGCCUGGAAAUAUUAAAUAAUUCAGUGCAAUUCCUACAACCCGUAUUUGCAAUCCAAAACUCUACCCCGGUGCAUGUCAUCUCUUCCACAUUCAAAGCAAAAGGACACCCAGUUGUAUCAAACAAUAUACUGUAGAACAUCAUGUUCAGACAGAUUUUAAACUGAGGUUCCUUAGGUCAUACCAUGCAAAAACAAGAUGAGGAGGUUCAGUGGCCUCAGUUGAAUGUGUAGAAGCAGAUUACCUUUACAUCCUCCAACCGGAGGACUCUGAUCUCUUGGUUGCCUUGGUUACUGUGCAUCACAUGGUGCAACCCUGAGCACAAGUCCAAUUAUCACCUGCAAAGAAACAUGGCACUGGAGUUUAGGAACACUAUGCUCACUGUAGAAAAUCCACAUUGGGCAUUCUUGUGUCAUUAGUGUGAUGGCUCCUCACACUAUGAGUGCUUUUGAUUCAUUGGUCUUUCAACUCUACAAAUUACAUAACAAACAGCAUCUAUCGGAUGAUUGUAACCUUAAUGUGUGGGUGGUGGCAGCUAAAUAUGGCUGCUGCAUUUAGAGAGAAAUAUAGAUGGUGCACAUUCAUCUCAAUUACACACUUAUUCUAAGCUAAAGGUGACAUAAUCAAUUAUAUUAUAGCGUAGCAUAACCGCACAAACGUACAGACUGCCAGGUGGAGGGACUCGGAUCCCUCCGUCAAUACAUAAUAACCUGCACCAUAUCUAUAACCACACACGGAUUCAUCUGUUUUAGUUUCGGGUUAAAAAAAAAAAAGGAAAAAAAAAAAAAAGCUCAAGAAUAAGCAUUUUUUCUUCUGUCAUAUCAAACGUAUCCAACUCAACCCCACAUCUGGAUCCCGCUGUUAACGCUAGGCCUGUUGGUUAACCGUAAGACCUGCUUGUAUGUGCAUGUGUGAUUUUGGGUUCUUGUAAUAGCUUAAAAGAAAACCGACUUACAUAGAAAAAUUUUAUUAAAAAAAAAAAAUGUAUAUUUAAGAAACUAACUAUGUGGUACUGAGAAGGGCUUCUGUGGCCUGGCUGUGCUGUGGCUUUACACAUAUGCAUUGUGGUCCCUUUACAUCUCUUCCUGUAACAUAGCUUUCCUUUCAUUUCCUGGUUUAAGUGCAAUAUUCUUAUGUAUCUCUUAAAAAAAAGCCUAAAAGAAAAUGAUUAAUUGUAAACAGGAAAAUGUGGUAAACCAAUAAAGUACAUUUAUUAAGGGGAAAUUA
Gadus morhua (Atlantic cod) is the source of this 11618-nucleotide messenger RNA. It is a transcript of the gene map1aa, whose product is annotated as microtubule-associated protein 1Aa. Gene Ontology annotation, biological process: microtubule cytoskeleton organization; regulation of microtubule depolymerization; dendrite development. The record is from RefSeq and is a predicted model, not a curated record. The transcript is spliced from 3 exons. NCBI's taxonomy places the organism in Eukaryota, Metazoa, Chordata, Actinopteri, Gadiformes, Gadidae. The coding region runs from base 156 to 8426 and encodes 2756 amino acids. Gene Ontology annotation, cellular component: microtubule associated complex; cytosol; microtubule. Gene Ontology annotation, molecular function: microtubule binding; actin binding.